Molecule: messenger RNA, 5931 nt
Organism: Cladocopium goreaui
Lineage: Eukaryota; Dinophyceae; Suessiales; Symbiodiniaceae
Source: the annotation of a GenBank genome assembly
AUGGCAGUUCGGCCCUCUGUCAAGCUUGUUCAGCAGGCCAAAACCGUUUUGGGAAAGGUUGCAGGUCUUCAUGGACGUCUUCUCACCGAAAGCAACUGGGACAAUCCUGAAGAGGUGCAACGCCCUUUGGCGUUUCUCUUGCUGGAUUCAGACAAGAGGUUUGCAGAUGCGUUGAUUGGACUUGUGCUUACUCCGUUGAAAGACCUUCUCAGCCCACGGGUGACUGGCGCUGCACACGCCUUUUACAUGACCAAGAGGAUCCGGAAACCUGCAGAAGUUUUAACUGUGCAGGAGAUUGGUGCCCUCGAAGACGUGUGUUUGCAUGGCCCUGAAUUGCACCACCGGUUAAUUGCAGGACUCUUGCUUUUCUGUUUUGCUGCAGCUGCAAGGUGGCAUGACUCUAUGUACGUUGUUGCGCUUGACCUUUCAACUGCUGGUCCCAUCACGCUCCUUGAGGCCACGACGACGAAACACAAAUCUUCACGUGGCAAGGAGCAACAGAUGGAACUGCUGCCUUUUACAGCUCUGGGUCAUGUGAUCAGGGAAGAGUCUUGGGGCGCCAAAUGGAUGCAAUCUCGAACGGAUUCAGAUGUUGCGACAUGGGAUCACUUCUUGAACUCUUGGUCGGAGAGCAGCCAUGACUGGGUCAACUCCAGAAUGUCAACUGCUGAAGCAACCGGUUGGUUGCGUGAGUUGCUUGAACCCUAUGUUGGUUGUGGACGGGCCUCAAAGUUGACCGUCCAUGGCUUGAAAGCGACGUUGUUGAGCUGGGCUGCAAAGAGCACUCUUUUCACCGCAGAUGAGCAGUUGGCACUUGGACAUCACGUGAGCACUCAAUAUAGGUCGGCCAUGAUCUACUCUCGUGACAACCAGAUCAGCCUUUGUAAAAAGGUGCACAGCAUGUUCUCGAAAAUCAGAGAUGGUACCUUUGAUCCAGAUGGCACCAGAGUUAGAAGACUGUUUCAAUUAGCCUUCGACACGGCCUUGGAAAUGGAGGAUGAUACCGCUGAGAGCUCAAGUGAUUCAGAGGAUGUGUCUUCAGUGGCAUCUUCGGGAGGAGAGCAUCGCAGCUUGGAUCAGAAGAGCACUUACAGGCGUUUGGAGGCUGAUAACAUGGAAGCAGACUUGUGCCUAAUCAACCACAACUCAAAGGUCAUCCAUUUGUUGGUGUGUGAGGACGAAAAAUUUUGGUGUGGCAGAAACCCGUCCUCAUCUUUCAAGAAGGCCGCCAAGGAAGACUUGUCGACACCAGAAGCUGUUGUGUGUGCGAGCUGUUCCCAUGCAUACCGAGCAGCACAGCGCGACUCACGAGCUGUGCUCAUUCAACUUCGUGAUGCAUUCCCGUUGGCUCAACAGCAACCGCUUCAAAGCUGGGAUCAGGUAGCCUUUCGGAAUCGUGCAGUGGAAUUGGGGAUCGAGCAGGCUGAAAUUGACGCUCUGGACGACGCAGGGAUUCAUAGCUACGCAACUUAUGCAUACUGCAGCACUUAUCAGCCUGGACAGAAUGAUGACACAGCUUUGAUUACAUUUCUGACCACGACAUUGGGCAGUGCGCCUUCAGCUGCAGCCACAACACGUUUCAGGAGAUUGUUCUUUGAGGCACACGCCUUGUCCCUGGAAGAUUUGAAGUCAAGGGCUGACAGGUCGGAAUCCAGUGAGGCCAGAAUCAUCCCACUUGCAGAGAAGAUGGACAGAAUCCGUCAACAGAAGGAACGGCUGAGUGGCUUAAGUUUCACACCACAAAGUGAGCCAUCGCAUGCACUCAUUGACAAGGUUUGCCAGCAGCUUGAAGACAACGUGACCACUUACAUAGAGUUGAAUCGUUGCACAUCCAGACAGGAUGAAGCCUUGCACUCUAAGAUGGAUACAGCCUUGGCCCUGGACAACUCAGGCAGUCUGCGGCUCAGCAAAAAGCAACGUCUGGACGAUGUGAAUGUAACUGGUGAGCACAAAUUGCGGCAAGCCUUCUUGAGGAGAUCUUUAGCGUAUGACUUGUCAGGGAUUGCAACUUUCGCGGUACUUGACGUAUGGACCCAGAAGCCUUUUGAAAAGAUGAAUGAAACACCCCUGUCGAACUACAGGCAUAUCAGUGUUGAACAGGUGAUCAAUGCAGACAAGGACUACCGUGUGGGACCUGUUCCAGAGCCCGAGAAAGGCCAAUGCCAUCGAAGCUUGGGGGACACAUGGGACCUCAGAAUUAAGCCGGUGCCCUCGAAGCGUCUGAAAGACCUGCUGAAGUUGGGUCUGGGUAGUCAAAGCCUUAAACAUCCACCACUGGUACCUGAAUACAAGGACUUUGCAUAUCUUGACGAUGCCACUCCUAACCCAGCCUACAAGUUGCUUGCUGCUCCACCUCAACGGGGGCCCAACGACACUGAGCAGCACGAGACAGAAGAAGCGCCAAACAAAAAACCUCCCAACGGGUAUCAGCGACUCCUCGUGCCUGCAAGCAUGACAGAAGAUGAACUGGUCAAUUCAGCCAAGUGGAGAAGAAACAGCUUGAUGAGAGCAACUCGUGCCCUUUCCAAACCGGAGGAAGACGCGUUGAUUGAAGCCACAGCCUUGGAAGUGGAAAAGGGCUUUCUUCAAGGCCCCUACACCGAAGAAGAAAUGUCAGUCCUCAUGGGGACAGAUGGCUGGUCGCUCAACCCUCGUUUUGUUUUGUUCCAAGGUUCCAACCAGAAGGUUCGAGUCAUUGAUGAUGCAAAGGAGAGUGCUGUUAACUCAGCAUAUUCCUCGACUGUCAAGUUGCAACUGCAGGAUGUAGACUAUGCAGCCGCCAUGGCGCUUGGAGCAAUGAAGGAAGUGGGCCUGUCGACCUCUGACGCCUUGGAUUGGCUGGGCAAAACUUUCGACUUAAGCACAGCUUAUAAAUCUGAGGGUUGUCGAGUUCUGAUGCUAGCCUUCAGUGCUCUCCUUGACUUGCUUGGUUGGGAUCACGCUAAAGAGGGAGAUAAGGCCUUGAACUUUGCAGCUGACUUUGACUUGCUUGGAGUUACAUUCAACCUUGGUGACAUGCGUUUGGGCACCUUAACCAUCUGCAAUGAAAAGAGCCGACUGGAAAAGCUGUGUUCCAUGUUGUCUCAAGUGGAGAAAGACGGUUGCAUUACACCUGCCAAAGCAAGCGAGUUACAAGGGUUGUUGAACUUUGCAGUGAGCUUUUACCUAGGUAGGAGCCUGAAACAUGUGGUUUCUGCAUUCCUGCCUUUUGCAGAUAGGGCCCGUGGCAACAACCAUGCCGACCUUGUGAACCUUUGCGCCUACACGCGUGCGAUGCUUUUGGACCAACGACCAAGGGCUCACUCCGUUCUCAGUUGCAGCACACCAGUGGCAAUUUUCACUGAUGGUGCUUGGGAAGGAGGUAAGGCUACAGCUGGUGCCGUCCUGAUCGAUGGCCAGACCCGACUUGCCUUCAAAAUUUCAGUGCCGGGCGAAUUGGUUGCUCACUGGGUGCGACUGGCUGGUGAGCAGAUAAUUUCUCAAGUAGAACUGUGGGCCCUGGUAUGCCUCAAAUGGUCGCAGAGGGAACGCCUUUUGAAUCGCAGGGUCAUCGAAUGGAUAGACAACGAAGCAGCGCGAGUUUCUGUUAUCAAAGCCAACAGUAGCUCCUCCACGAUGCGAUCGUUGUCCCGGGUCAUGGCGGACAUAGACCUGAAGUGGCCCACAUUCAGCUGGACCGAAAGGGUGUGUUCGUAUUCAACCCCGCUGACCUCCCUUCGAGAGAUCGUUUGCAAGAAGCCUUGGAAAAGUACAACCUCGAAAAUGGAGGCGUCCUUGGUGCAAUUGCAGAUCAUGACAAUUCAGAUCAUGGCUUGGGGCUUUCUUCUGACCUUGAUUGCAGUUGGGAAACAGUGGAGCCUCAUUGCACUGAGAAUCUUUUUGGUGACCUUAGCGAGACUUGUGACUUCGAUCCAACUGUUGGAGAGCUGGCUGAACAGUUCGAAGAAGUGCCGCAGGUUGCAGGUGUCACAGAAGCUGCCUCUUGUUGGUCUUCAUGGACGUCUUCUCACCGAAAGCAACUGGGACAAUCCUGAAGAGGUGCAACGCCCUUUGGCGUUUCUCUUGCUGGAUUCAGACAAGAGGUUUGCAGAUGCGUUGAUUGGACUUGUGCUUACUCCGUUGAAAGACCUUCUCAGCCCACGGGUGACUGGCGCUGCACACGCCUUUUACAUGACCAAGAGGAUCCGGAAACCUGCAGAAGUUUUAACUGUGCAGGAGAUUGGUGCCCUCGAAGACGUGUGUUUGCAUGGCCCUGAAUUGCACCACCGGUUAAUUGCAGGACACUUGCUUUUCUGUUUUGCUGCAGCUGCAAGGUGGCAUGACUCUAUGUACGUUGUUGCGCUUGACCUUUCAACUGCUGGUCCCAUCACGCUCCUUGAGGCCACGACGACGAAACACAAAUCUUCACGUGGCAAGGAGCAACAGAUGGAACUGCUGCCUUUUACAGCUCUGGGUCAUGUGAUCAGGGAAGAGUCUUGGGGCGCCAAAUGGAUGCAAUCUCGAACGGAUUCAGAUGUUGCGACAUGGGAUCACUUCUUGAACUCUUGGUCGGAGAGCAGCCAUGACUGGGUCAACUCCAGAAUGUCAACUGCUGAAGCAACCGGUUGGUUGCGUGAGUUGCUUGAACCCUAUGUUGGUUGUGGACGGGCCUCAAAGUUGACCGUCCAUGGCUUGAAAGCGACGUUGUUGAGCUGGGCUGCAAAGAGCACUCUUUUCACCGCAGAUGAGCAGUUGGCACUUGGACAUCACGUGCACAGCAUGUUCUCGAAAAUCAGAGAUGGUACCUUUGAUCCAGAUGGCACCAGAGUUAGAAGACUGUUUCAAUUAGCCUUCGACACGGCCUUGGAAAUGGAGGAUGAUACCGCUGAGAGCUCAAGUGAUUCAGAGGAUGUGUCUUCAGUGGCAUCUUCGGGAGGAGAGCAUCGCAGCUUGGAUCAGAAGAGCACUUACAGGCGUUUGGAGGCUGAUAACAUGGAAGCAGACUUGUGCCUAAUCAACCACAACUCAAAGGUCAUCCAUUUGUUGGUGUGUGAGGACGAAAAAUUUUGGUGUGGCAGAAACCCGUCCUCAUCUUUCAAGAAGGCCGCCAAGGAAGACUUGUCGACACCAGAAGCUGUUGUGUGUGCGAGCUGUUCCCAUGCAUACCGAGCAGCACAGCGCGACUCACGAGCUGUGCUCAUUCAACUUCGUGAUGCAUUCCCGUUGGCUCAACAGCAACCGCUUCAAAGCUGGGAUCAGGUAGCCUUUCAGAAUCGUGCAGUGGAAUUGGGGAUCGAGCAGGCUGAAAUUGACGCUCUGGACGAUGCAGGGAUUCAUAGCUACGCAACUUAUGCAUACUGCAGCACUUAUCAGCCUGGACAGAAUGAUGACACAGCUUUGAUUACAUUUCUGACCACGACAUUGGGCAGUGCGCCUUCAGCUGCAGCCACAACACGUUUCAGGAGAUUGUUCUUUGAGGCACACGCCUUGUCCCUGGAAGAUUUGAAGUCAAGGGCUGACAGGUCGGAAUCCAGUGAGGAUGAAGCCUUGCACUCUAAGAUGGAUACAGCCUUGGCCCUGGACAACUCAGGCAGUCUGCGGCUCAGCAAAAAGCAACGUCUGGACGAUGUGAAUGUAACUGGUGAGCACAAAUUGCGGCAAGCCUUCUUGAGGAGAUCUUUAGCGUAUGACUUGUCAGGGAUUGCAACUUUCGCGGUACUUGACGUAUGGACCCAGAAGCUUUUUGAAAAGAUGAAUGAAACACCCCUGUCGAACUACAGGCAUAUCAGUGUUGAACAGGUGAUCAAUGCAGACAAGGCGCUUUGGGUCAAGGUAUCAAACGAUACACGUGGAAAACUGCAACCUAAGACGGGAACAGACAAACCCUUUGACGUGGCUUUUACAAGGUUUUCAGAACACCCGGAAGUCCUUCAGCACCUGACGCCUCUUUAG